Molecule: messenger RNA, 1695 nt
Organism: Aureobasidium pullulans EXF-150
Lineage: Eukaryota; Fungi; Ascomycota; Dothideomycetes; Dothideales; Saccotheciaceae
Product: alpha/beta-hydrolase
Exons: 4
Coding region: 1-1695 (564 amino acids)
Source: RefSeq, a predicted model, not a curated record
AUGUCUACCUCACGCUACUUUCUGCUCUACCUUUGGGCGGCCAGCCUAGUCAGUUCUCAUGCAGUAGGCUCUGCUCAGACAGGACCGACCGUACGCAUUGAGAAUGGAUUAGUUCUGGGAACGACGACGAGUGUGCCAGCAGCAAGUGCAACGGUCGACCAAUUUCUUGGUAUACCUUUUGCUCAGUCACCACCCGAAAGAUUUUCACCUCCAAGAGCGGCUUCUCAAGUGGGGGUCAUCAAUGCCACAGCCUGGAAACCGGCAUGCAUCCAACAAUUCACAUACCCUGUGUCUUCCCAGCAGUUCACUGAAUCAGUGUUCAAUAGUCCUGCGCCUGUGGAGUCAGAGGAUUGUCUGUAUCUGAACAUAUAUGCGCCUGCUACGCAGCCAAACGACCGCAAUGGCAGAGCUGUGUUGUUUUGGCUCUACGGAGGUGGCCUUGAGUUUGGAAAUGCUGGACAGCCCGCCUACGACGGUAGCCAAUUUGCCGGAUACGAAGAUGUGAUAGUAGUCACCACGAAUUACAGGACAAACGUUUUCGGCUUCCCAAGCUCACCUGAACUACCUCUGACAGGACAUAACCUAGGUUUCCUGGACCAGCGCUUCGCACUGGAUUGGGUGCAGCGCAACAUCCAUGCGUUCGGAGGUGACCCGUCGAAAGUCACGAUAUUUGGAGAGUCGGCUGGUGCAUUCUCGGUCGAUGCUUUGCUCACCAGUUAUCCAAAAGAUUCGAAUCCGCCCUUCAGAGGAGCAAUCAUGGAAAGUGGUCAGGCUAGCUACAUCGGCAGUCCAACGACCAGCAGUGUUCCUGCAUGGUACAAUCUCACUGGCGAGCUUGGCUGUCCUGGUAACUUUGCAAGCAACUUGAGCUGUGUCAGAGCGGCAAAUGCGACAGAUAUAAAACGCAUCAUCGAGAUUCACAGCCUCGAAUUCAACCCGAGCCCCGAAAACGUGACUCUAGUGUCCGAUCCUGCACAAAGACGAGCUUUGGGCCAGAUUGCCAAGGUUCCUAUUAUGGGCGGUGCGAAUGCUCAGGAAGGACGUGUCUUCCAAGUUGGACAAGAUAACAUUACAGAGUUCCUCAACAGCUAUUUGAGCAGCUCGCCAGCUCUCAUUCUUGCGAUCGAAGAAGAAUAUCCGCUUGGUGAAAAUGGGUUGAAUACGCCGUACGACGUGAUCUCUCAGAUCUGGACCGACUACAUCUUUCAAUGCCCGCAAGCUCUUUUGACCAACGCGUCUGCUGCCAGUGGUAUCCCCACUUGGCGUUACUACUUCAACGCCUCAUUUACAAACACUCAACGUUAUCCGGACCUGGGAGUGUAUCAUUCUUCUGAGAUACCUAUUGUGUUCUCAACCUACCCUCUCUUCAACGUCACGACUCAGGAGUAUGCCCUCAGUCGAUUCAUGCGUGGUGCAUGGGCUACCUUUGCUAAAAACCCGGCUACUGGUCCUGGUUGGAAUGCUGUAGGUACUGGUAUUGUGGGUGCUGUAUACUCUACGCCAUUCGAUGGUUUACUUGGUGGUGUCUUGACAUCCUCCAACGAAACCGUAUUGCAGGGACAAUGGAACCUUGGUACAUUGGGUGAUGUUGGUGAGGUCAAGGGGAGUGGUGUCACUGUACUGCCUCAGAGUAUCGCUGAUGGUAGAUGUGCUUUGUUUGCUCCUGUAUAUGAGGCUCUUUUGCAAGGCUCGUAG